Molecule: messenger RNA, 2152 nt
Organism: Ficedula albicollis (Collared flycatcher)
Lineage: Eukaryota; Metazoa; Chordata; Aves; Passeriformes; Muscicapidae
Gene: AZIN2
Product: antizyme inhibitor 2
Exons: 10
Coding region: 435-2138 (567 amino acids)
Cellular component (GO): cytoplasm
Molecular function (GO): catalytic activity
Source: RefSeq, a predicted model, not a curated record
CGUCCUGUCUGUGGGGUGGAGCAGUGGCUCCAUUUCCAAGAUCCAGGUCUCACGGAUCAGACAGAGCAUCUGCAUUGAUGGCAGAGCUGGAUCUGCCCCCGCGGCACCCACCAAAACCAGCAGCAGCUCAGCAAGGGCAGGAUCAGUCCCUGACAUCUUCCCAACUCCCUCCCCCUCUCCGGAGUCCCAGCCAAACAGCGCUCAGCCUUUAACCUGCAGGAAGCCCGGUUUUCCCGGCAGCAGCAUUUCCGAGAGAGCCCGGACCCCCAGGCACACCUUGGGCUGCUGCAUGAGCUCAGCAUUCCUCGGGGAAUCCCCCUGACAGCACACCGGGACACCUGGGAGGGACAACUGGACCGUGUGUGUCUCAUCCUUAGAAUCCAUCCCCUACUCCAGGAGGCUUCAGAGCAUCACCACACCCAGAACACCACACCAUGAACGGGUACUUGAACGAAUCCAAUUUCCUGAUGGUGGAGGAAGGCUUCACCACCAGAGACCUGCUGGAGAACCUCCUGGGGGAGCUGUGCCAAGAGAGCGAGCAGCAGGCCUUCUUCGUGGCAGACCUUGGGGACAUCAUGAAGAAACACCUGCGUUUCCUGAAGGCCUUGCCCCGAGUGAAACCCUAUUUCCCAGUGAAAUGCAACGGCAGCGAAGGGGUGAUUCGGCUGCUGGCAGAGCUGGGGGCAGGAUUCGCCUGUGCCAACAAGGCAGAGAUCAGCAGGGUUCAAGGCAUUGGGGUCCCAGCUGACAGGAUUUUCUACAGCAGCCCCUGCAAGCAGGUCGCCCACAUCAGGUACGCGGCCACCCACGGCGUGAGGCUGAUGGCCUUUGACAACGAGGUGGAGCUGAGCAAGGUGGCCAGGAGCCACCCCCGUGCCAGGCUGUUGUUGGGGAUCACUGCUGACUCCAUCCCUUCUGCCCACCCGAGCAUGACUUUUGGGACCACGCUGAAAUCCUGCCGGCACCUGCUGGAGACAGCCAAGGAACAGGCAGUGGAGGUUGUUGGCAUCAGCUUCCACCUUGGGAGCCGUGGGCUGGAGCCCCAGGCCUUGGCCCAGGCUGUGGCUGCAGCACAGCUGGUGUUUGACAUGGGCGCGGAGCUGGGACAUCACAUGCACCUCCUGGACAUCGGGGGGGGAUUCCCUGGCACUGAGGACACCAGAGCCCCUCUGGAAGAGAUCGCUGCUGGGAUAAACUCUGCCUUGGAUUUGUACUUCCCUGAGGGCAGUGGGGUGGACAUUGUUGCCAGGCCUGGGCGUUACUAUGUCACCUCUGCCUUCACCUUGGCUGUCAGCAUCACUGCCCUGGAGGAGAUCCCCACGGAGCAGCCUGGCUCUGACGGUCCACGUUCUUUCCUUAUUUUAAGCACUCUGAUUUACACAAACUCCAAAACUUCUGUGAUUAACACGAAUCGUUUAUCAGCGACCACACCAGCGUCUGCUGGGUGUUUUACCCACAGAGACCCUGCCCAGAGCAGCCCUGGCACAGCAGCAGCCUGCGGGGCCCGCGGGGGCACGGCGAGGAGCGCAUCGCCGACGGGCUGGAGCUGCCCCUGCUGCACGUGGGGGACUGGCUGCUUUUCGGGAACAUGGGAGCUUACAGCAUGCCAACAGCAUCCCUGCUCAGCACAGGGCCCCAGCCACGGGUCAGCUGCGCCAUGUCCCGCACGGCCUGGAAAACCAUCCAGCUCUUCCAGGAAAAGCCACCCCAGACAGAAGAUGAGCGUGAGAGCCUCUGCACCCCCUUGUCCUGCGGCUGGGAGAUGGCAGAGACACUUUGUGUCACCCCUGUCUUCGCUCCAGCUGGCAUCAUCUGAGCACUGGGGGAGAAGGAGCCACGGUGGGAAAGGUCCUGUGGUGCUGCUGGCAGGGAAAAUGUCCCAUAAUGGUAUUGGGAUGGGAAAAAUCCCAUGGCAGCACCAGGGGAAAAGAUCCCACGGUGGUACUGGAGGGAUAAAAAUCCUACAGCAGUACCACAGUGGGAAAAAUCCCAUGGCAGCACCAGAAGGGAGAGGUCCUGUGGUGGUACCAGAGGGGGAAAGGAUCCCAUGGCAGUGCCAGGGAGGGGGAAGGUGCCAUCCUGCCUCUGGCAUUGCCCCACUCUGCUCUCACGGCCUUGGAAUAAAUCCUGUCCCAUAAAUCCUGUCCCAUAA